This is a messenger RNA of Micromonas pusilla CCMP1545, 834 nucleotides long. Its product is annotated as flavoprotein family enzyme. The record is from RefSeq and is a predicted model, not a curated record. Gene Ontology annotation, biological process: coenzyme A biosynthetic process. The transcript has a single exon. Gene Ontology annotation, cellular component: phosphopantothenoylcysteine decarboxylase complex. Bases 1 to 834 code for a protein of 277 amino acids. Gene Ontology annotation, molecular function: phosphopantothenoylcysteine decarboxylase activity; FMN binding. Lineage: Eukaryota; Viridiplantae; Chlorophyta; Mamiellophyceae; Mamiellales; Mamiellaceae.
AUGGCGAGCGACGGCGAGGGCGAGGGAAGGGCGAUGCGGUCGAACGGAUGGACGACGCGGAGCGAGGAGAGGAGCAAGAGAGAGAUCGAGGCGGGGGAGGGCGACGGCGCGGCGGCGGCGCCGACGCGGAACGUCCUCGUCGCGUUCACCGGGUCCGUCGCGUCGAUCAAGGCGGUCGAGAUGGUGACGAAGCUCAGGGCGAAAGGGUUCGCGGUCAAGGCGUGCUACACCUCGAGCGCGGCGCGUUUUUUCGACGCCGCGGAUCUUCCGCUCGACCCCGCCGACGUGCACGGCGACGACGACGAGUGGCGUCGAUGGAGCGGCAAAGGCGACCCGGUGCUCCACGUGGAGUUACGGCGGUGGGCGGACGUCUUCCUCGUCGCGCCGUUGAGCGCGAACACGCUCGCGAAGAUGGCGAACGGCUUGAGCGACAACCUCGUCGCGUGCGUGUUUCGAUGUUGGGACUUCACGGAUGAGCGCAAACGCGUGAUCGUCGCGCCGGCGAUGAACACGUGGAUGUACGAGUCGCCGUUCACGACGAAGCACCUCAACACGCUCGCGGCGUUGUGUAACAUGCGCCCGCCGGAGGGGCGGUAUCGGAACCCCGCGAUCGAGAUUCUGGAGCCGAUCGAGAAGACGCUCGCGUGCGGCGAGGUGGGCGACGGCGCGAUGCAAGAGGUGGACGACGUCGUAGACGCGGUGGAUCGAGCGCUUCUGCGGAUGCACCUCCGAGGGGAGGGCAUGGACACGCCGUUCGGGUUGGGCGGGGUGGAUAAGAUGGUGAACGGGCCGCCGCCGCCGGAGUACGCGUACCCGAUGAACAAAGGGCGGUGA